UCCCGGCGCGGGAAGGCGGGAGGCACUGGUAGCUGGUUUUUGCCCCUCCUUUCACGUCCUUCUUCAGCUCAGCUGGGGCCGCUCCGUGCGGAGGAACCGGGGGAGCCGCCGGGCGCUGCGGGGUCUGGGGGAGAGGGAGAGGGAGGAGAAGGAGGAGAGGCCCCGGCUUUGUGCGGUGCCUCAGGAUGAAAAUGGCCUCUCGGCGCCUCACCCGGGAAGCGUUUGAUGCUGUGGUGCAGGACAAAGUGAAAAGGUACCGCAUGGAGCGGGGCGAUGCCAUGGAGGAGCCCAUCCAUCAUUUUAAAGCUCCUCCGAGGCUGGUCCUGCGACCAAGGUACGAAGAGAGCUUUCACGAUGAUGGAAGAUACGCUCACGACAACGCCCAGCACCAUCCACACGAUGACUGGAACGAAGACCCAAGAGACAACUAUCCAGGACCUUCCUACAGAUCUGCUAGUCCUCUCAUAAGAAAAGAUAACUAUUACCAUGAACAGUAUGGCCACCCGGCUUCUCGUGACCGGGAAUAUGGGCGUCCAGCUUCACAUGACCGGGAGUAUGGACAUCCAGCAUCUCGCAAUCGGGAGUAUGGGCGCCUGGCUUCCCAUGACCGGGAAUACGGACGCCCAGCUACCCAUGACCGGGAAUAUGGAGGUGUGGCUUCUCAUGACCAGGACUACGGCCCUCCUGAUUCUUGGGAAUCCACCCACGAAACUGACUUUAGUUCUUCAGAUAUUUUAGGUGAUUUUAGAUCACCAGGACUCAUGGAAGAUGAAUAUGGCAACAUGGAAAAUCAGGAGUAUGAUGUGGACUUUGGAAUGCAAUCUGACGGCGAGUUCCGACCCCCGAUACGGAGGGGCAACCUCGGCAGGGGAAGAGUUCUGCGAGGAAAGCGUAUUACGAGGGGUGUUAUUAAGACUAAAGUUUUCAAAGGAGAUAUCAAACCUCCCCUGAAGAAAUGGAACACUAAAAAGCUGCCUCCAGGCCCCGAUCAGAAGCCGGACGCACAACCUGAUCAACUCCCAGAAGCUGCUGAACAACCCAACCAGAGGCCGUUGACUGUCCAGCGCCCUAAUCAAAAGCUGCCUCCACGACCUAAUCAGAGGCCAGCAAUAAUGGCUCAGAGACCUAUUCUCAGGCUCCCAAAGCCUGCGCAUGUGUUCAGAAAUCUCAAUUUUGACCUUGUGGACAAAUCGGAUAUUUUUUCAACGUUUGGAAUAGAAAUUAUAAAAUGGGCUGGGUUUCAUGCAAUAAAAAACGAUGCCGAGUUUUCCCGGCUCUUCGGAGCGCUCUUUGAGCUAGAGACAGAAACCUGUGCUAAAAUGCUUGCUUCAUUCAAAUGCUCCUUAAAGCCAGAACACCGAGAUUAUUGUUUCUUUACCAUUAAGAGUUUACAACAUGCUGCUCUGAAAACUCCCAAAGUGGACAAUGAGUUUUUAAAUAUGCUAUUGGACAAGGGGGCUGUGAAAACAAAGAACUGCUUCUUUGAAAUAAUCAAACCUUUUGAUAAAUACAUCAUGAGGCUACAAGACCGCCUCCUAAAAGGUGUUACACCCCUACUCAUGGCCUGCAAUGCUUACGAAUUAAGCAUUAAGACAAGCGGGUUUGGUAAUCCAAGAGAAAUGGCGAGUGCUUUUGAGACUACUGUUUCUCUCUGUCGUAAAUCUUUAGCACUUCUGGGUCAGACCUUUGCGCUGGCAUCUGUUUUUAGGCAAGAGAAAAUACUUGAAGCUGUAGGGCUCCAGGAAAUGGCUCCGUCACCAACGCUAUUCCCCAACUUCGAUGAUUCAACAUUAUUUGGAAGAGAGUACAUUGAAAACUUGAAGGCUUGGUUGGAGAAAAGUGGGUAUCCCAUCCAGAUGAAGAAAGCUGAACCAGAGUCCACAGCAGAGCUUGAAAAACCCUCUCCUGACACACAAGCUAAAACCCCACAGCGAGCGGAUCGGAAAGUGGUGGAGACAAUUGAACAGCUAGUGAACAGCAUUGUUUCAGGAACCUUGUCUGCCAAAGAGAGAAAUGCUCAAAAGAACUGCCCUGAAUAUUGGUUCUUGUCUGAUGAAGAUAGUCUAGAGUACAAGUAUUACAGACUGAAGUUGUCUGAGAUGCAGAGGCGGACGUCCUCGGGAAAGGAAGAGGGUGGUGAGGGCAAAACACUAGAAGAAUCUGCAACAGAAUCGGUCAGGGCCAUGCUGUAUGCCAGGAAAGUUGCAAGCAUUAAGAGGCGGCUAUUUAAAAGAAAAAGGUUUGGAGCUCUCACACAAUGUGGUAUUCGAGGAAGGAGGAUGAGGAGAGCAACCACAGGGACACAGACUGUGCUUUCAGCGGGGACAGUGCUCAAGCACCAGGACAAGCACCUUCAGGGGUCGGUCCAGUCGAAGCCUUCUGUGUCGGAAACCAGCCUGUCCGAGAAGAGCUCCUCCCUCGAUGCAGCCUCAGCCUCGCAGUGUGCCUCCAACUCAGAAGGGGUUCUGCCAGCGGAAGAAAGAGCAGGUUCUGAGGAUUUAUUAGCACCACCUGAACUUUUCCCACCACUGUCCUCUCAGUUUCCUGAUGUGGAUGCUAAAACAAUGGAAACUGCUGAGAAGCUUGCCAAGUUUGUUGCUCAGGUAGGACCAGAAAUUGAGCAGUUCAGCAUAGACAACAGUGCAGAUAACCCAGACCUCUGGUUUCUCCAGGAUCGAAACAGCUCUGCUUUCAAGUUUUAUCGAAUGAAAGUCUAUGAGUUAUGCCCAUCCAUUAACUUCAGCGCUGUGUCCGAAGCAGCCGAUGCUGGGGAGAGCACUAAACCUGAAGAGAGGACCUUGGAUAUUUCAGAAGAGGAAGAGGAGGAGGAAGAGGAGGAGGAAGAAGAUAAUGAGGAGGAAGCUGAGUUUGAGGAGGAUAUCUCCCAGCCUUUGGAAGAGAUGGAAAUGGAGCAAGCGGAAGAAGGAGAAGAGGAUGACAUGUCAGCAGGUAGAAGUGUGGAAAACCUAGCUGAAGAGAUGAUUUCCAGAACAGAAGAGGAAAUAUCAACAGGUGAAAUGCCACUAGCUGCAUCAUCUGAUGGUGCUGUACCAAAUCUGUCGACACAGGCAUCGGCUCCUGCUCCUGGCACCCCCUUUCCUCGCAAACGAAUCAGCAGCAAGUCUCUGAAAGUUGGUAUGAUCCCUGCAUCUAAAAGGAUUUGCCUCAUAGAAGAACCAAAAGUGCAUGAACCUGUCAGAAUUGCUUAUGAUAGGCCUCGUGGUUGUCCGGUUACAAAGAAGAAGAAGAAACCAAAAGAUUUAGAAUUUUCCCACAAGAAGCUGACCAACAGGAAUGUGGGUUUCCAGAUGCUCCAGAAGAUGGGUUGGCAGGAAGGACACGGCCUUGGUACACGAGGAAAAGGAAUCCGAGAGCCUGUGAAAGUGGGUGCUACCUCUGCAGGGGAGGGCUUGGGUGUUGCAGGGGAAGAAAAUAAAGAAGAUGCAUUUGAUGUUUUCCGUCAAAGAAUGAUUCAAAUGUACAGGCAGAAAAGAGCAAGUAAAUAGGUUUGACAUAAGAGACUCGCUCUCUAGAAAGCGCACGGAUAUGCAAAGGCUGCUGUGGGAAAGACCUGCGGCAGAGUAUGCCAGUACGAAGAACGCUUUGUUUUAUAGUAGCGGACUUGAACACUAAUGUAUUUAAACACUUUCCAAGAUUAAAGUUAGUCUUGUAUUUAAUUGUGCAAGCUAACAACUUGGAUGUCAUCUUCUGAGGAAGAAACAGCUGAUUUUGUUCUCGGAAGUGCCUGUUUACCUCUCUCUUUGGCCAAGGUUGCCUGUUAUGUGAUGAGAUGACUUAGCACAAAACAGAAUAAGCAACAUGAAAAAUAUGCCUAGCCUGUUUUGGCUUGGAUCCUUUCUGAAGUUAAGAACCUUCUCAAAUUCAGAUCUUCUUGCAAGGCAGUUCAGAUUUUAUUUUAUUCCAUUUUACGGAUGGGCUGAUCUGAUCUACUUCUGGAUGCUGUGUAAAGCAGUUUCCUUUCCUCCAUAUGCCAAUUUUAAGAAGAGCCUCUACCUGCGUGCUUAUUUUAUAUAGGAUUCUAAACUUUAAGUGUAGGGUGAAUAACUGGGCUCAUCUGAGUCUGAGAACACUAAACUCUUCCUUUAAAACCUUGGCUGCUAAGGUUUUUGACUGUAAUGAACAGGUAGUACCUAUUUUAAGUAUAUUUUUUAUUUAUACGCACACUUGCAGCUCUUCCCCCAACAAAUUCUUGCAUAAUUUCUUUGCCUCUCAAAGAAGGUUAAGCCAUGAGCAGGUCCUAUCUAUGUGUCUGCAGAAAAUACUGAAGAAGACACUUAGAAGUCAUCUGGAAAUGGAUCAUCAGUUUUAUAAGACCAUCAUUUCUGUUUCUGUUUAAGGUUUGCUUUGCAGAAGUUCUUUUAUUGAAAAAUCCCAAGAAAUAUGACAAAAAGCUUGUCCUUUAAGGGACUUUACCAGAACUUGCUGAAAAGAGAAGACUGGAUUAAUCUACUGUGCUUCAACAAAAAGCAUUACCUCUCUGGUGAAGCAUGACGUGAAAGAUUUAGCAGUGUUACCACAAACAAACAUUCAAGGUCUGAUCAUUCAUCUUUUCUCGACUUGCACAUCAAUGAGGGAACUGUGCCUGGAUUAUUGAGAGGGACAGAAUUUAAUACCACACUCUUUAGUGUACUCCUUCUCCAUCAUUGCCUUUCUAAAACUAGCCAGGAGUCUUCACUUGAAUGUUAGAGCACCCAAACCUUCCUCAGUGAAGUUCUCUUAAAGGAGUGGAGCAUGAGCUGACGCAUGUUUUGUGGCAGUGAGUGCUGUCUUGCCGAUGUUUCCAUCCCGCACCACGGUUCUUGUAGAGCACAGAGCGUGUGGGACACCACUAAUAGCACCCCAUGGUCCCGAGGCAGCAUCUCCAGUUCCUAACUGACAAAUAUGUAAGAAAACGUGUUCUUCAGUUACCAACUUGCCUGUGCCUGCUGUUUAAAGAACGAAAUUAUAUUCUCUCUUCAUUAAAAGCCCUGCCGGUUGAAAGGGAGCGUCUUCCCUUUCAUUCCAUAGCAACAAACUUUUCCUUGCUUGUAACAACCAGUUUUAGUUUAUGAAUGCAAGGGUUUUUUUCUCUUUACUGCAUGGAUCUUUGAAACCACAAGAAAAACAAUCGUGUCAGUGCAAUUUUCUGAUGGCUCAGUUUUAGUUGCCUUGAAGCACGUAAUCACCAAAUAAACCCACGAUGGCAGGUUAAGAAAAACACGCUGGUAGUUCUGGUUUUCCAUGAGCAUCAUGUGUUUCUUCGCAUUUACGUUACAAGAAGUUGAAGCAUGAAGGCUAUAAAAUACAAAGGAGUUUAUCUGUCUGUCAGGCUUGAUUAAGGAUGUUUCGUAGCCCAGAACAUUUCUCAUAGGCUUUACUCAGACGUUUAAAAUCCUUAACUGUUUUGCACCUCAGGCUGCUUGAAAGAUCAUCAGUUGCAGUAUUUGGCAGUGGAUGCUUACCUGUUAAGUUCCUAUUUGGGUGUGUUCUUUGCUGCCCCUCUUUCUUUCCUGUGCCCAAUUAGUACUUACAGUGUAAAAUGAGCCUUUUUAAAGGCAAUCUGCCAGUCCCAGGUUUAGAAUGACACUGGAACCGGUAUUGUUGGCCUCCAGGUUAUUUCUCAGACCCGCUCCAGAGGCUUGAGCUGUUCUUUUGGUUUCAGUGAUGAGGCUGCCGGUGUUUCUGUUCACAAUUUUUAUGUCCCCACAAACUUCCAGUUCCUCUCUUUGUAUUUUGGAAGGUUUCUUGAUUACGUGUUACACUAUGCAGGAAGGCAGGAGGCGAGGUGGAGCUUCACACGAGAUCAAAAUCCACUCUCAGCCCCCAAUGAGUGUUCUGCACUGCUCCAAUUUAACCUGAGGUGGUUGGGCACAGUGCUAUUUGGGGCACGUUUGAUAAAUGCUUGCUUACCCAAUCUGGGAGAAGCGUUGGGAUCCCGACUGGAAAAAGGUGCCGUCCUUUCCAAGUGCAAUUCAGUUUAGAGUAUAACACUACCUUGAGAAUAAAGGUGACCCUUGGGCAAACCCUAACCUGCUGCCCUGGAUUGCUGUGGAAUGGUCUGUCCUUCUUGUGCCAAACUUUAAUUUUGGACAAGGUCUCGGUAGAGCAGUGCUGGUGCUGAGAUUCCAGUGUUGCUCUCCAGUGGGUUACCCUUUGCCCCUUUUUAUUUUACCAAGAGAUGACUUUACACUCCUUUUGCAAAAGGAAUUUCCUUUGAUUUUGACCUGCUUUUGCAGGCAGCUCUGAUUUGCCAGUUAUAAAUACUUGUAGAUGUGAAACAUUUGUUAUGCAGAUGCAUUGCCUUGUUUAAAGUUUACUAGCUUCUUUUCUGUUAUUUUAGUUCCAGGCUCUCUUCCAUGAAGACUGCAAGCUUCAGUGAACAUUUUAACUAACUUCAGUGGUGUGUCUACUGUCUUUGGGUUGGUUUUUGCCAUUUAAACUCGUAGGGCAAUUUGCUAGUUUCUGUUCCGUGCACAUUGGCCGCAGUGCUAAGCUAGUGACGAUUAGAUGCUUAUGUUAUUGGGUAACUGACAUUUCUUUUUAGUGUAAGUAAACCUGUUAGCAUUGUUAAUCUUUUAAUAUCCGCAAUAAAUGUAGAACAAAACAGUUUUCUGGUUUAAAUGUUUUACUUGUGAAUUUGGCCAUUUGUAAGAGAUAUGCAUCAUUUUGGCACAAAAAAGUUGAACUGAGAUUAUGCGGUGUUAGAUUAGUGUAAAGCAGGAUUUUAUGGUGUGCGAGGGAAGGAAAGUCCCUCUGUUUCAGUGCUGCUAAAUGCCUCUAUUGAGAAUUCCCACUAAAUCUCUUCUGAGUUACUUCUUCAUGUGGCUUCUGGUGCAUUCAGUCCAGCGUUCCUUUCCAUAUGAACGCCAGAUCCGCUGUGCCCCAGCCAGAGCGUAAGAGUUUUACCCUUUAUUCACACAUCCCAGGAAUUAGUCGUCUUUCUGACCUUCUUCGUGUACUGGCUUAAACAACUAAUUUACUUUCUAUUUAUGUACGUGUGUGGUUUACUUACUUUACAUUCAAAUUCGUUUUUUAGACAGGAUUUGAGGGGGGAAAUAGCAAUGAGUGGGGAUUCAACGCUGGUGCAGCUGCUCUGUCGAGAGGUAAAGCAAGAGUAUUCAUUAAGUCCCUUGCGUACUGACAGCUUGGAACAGCUUUGUGGAGCCCAGGGCAAGCCCUGGCUGCACCUUUUUUCUCCUUUUCCUUAAAAAAUGUGCUGUCUACAAGGCCCUGGUUCUAGGGGAAAGGAGAUCCCCAUUUUAGGGGAGGUGCCCUAAGAGUGAGAGCUGCAGUCGGAGGAAUUGUGUUGGACUAAGGAGGUGCUUUCAUUUUUUGCCUUUGAAGCUUUCCUUUGGUGUAACACCAAUAACAUUUUUCCUAUUUAUUAUUUCAUAUUAUAAAGACACUAUGGCAUCCCUAGUGUGAACACUUCAUCCGUGCUGAGAUGCUAUUGCUCACAAAUCAGUGUAUGGCAUUUUUUUCUAUUGAUAUUCCAUUCUGCUUUAAAUUUAACCCUGAUGUGUUGUGCUCAAAGAAAGUCUGGACUCAGAAAUUCAAGUAUCGCUAUUUUGGAUUGUUUUCUAUCCUACAGGAAGGUGUAUUUUCUAAUUAAGAGUGAAUUCCUGAAAGUCCUGUGUCCUCUUUAAUCCUGCAUAUCUCGUGACUGAGUGGCCAAUCACAACCAGACUGUAGAUUUGAGCAAUAAUAAACACCUGAACUGAGAACAUGCUCAAAGAACCAUAGGGUACGUCUGAAAUCAAUAGUUUUUGUGAACCUUGUUAAGUAGGUAACUUGCUGAAUUGCAGCAAGGGUGGAAAAUGUUUGCAUUAUCUGUGGGCAAUAAAGUUACUGCUGUUUAAGAAAGUGCUGG
Molecule: messenger RNA, 7870 nt
Organism: Cuculus canorus (common cuckoo)
Lineage: Eukaryota; Metazoa; Chordata; Aves; Cuculiformes; Cuculidae
Gene: SUGP2
Product: SURP and G-patch domain containing 2
Exons: 10
Coding region: 186-3506 (1106 amino acids)
Biological process (GO): RNA processing
Cellular component (GO): nucleoplasm
Molecular function (GO): RNA binding
Source: RefSeq, a predicted model, not a curated record